UUGCCAGAUGGAGGACGAGCUUUGUAUUCUUCUCUCUAUGUGGAGUAAAAUUUAUCUAGAGUUUUUUUCCGCUUAUGAUAAAAUUUAACUCAGUGUGCAGACAUUGAUGCCAUCUUCUGGACUGUUUUACUGAUACAUUUUAAUCAAACGUACUUCGGCAAGUUAGUUCGUAUUACUUUCUAUUUAUAACAUAUUUGGCAAUAUUCAGAUUCACAGCACGCCUGCAAAGAAGCCCAUCUGGGAACGACCAUAUUUUCUUGUAGAUGACGUCAUGACGUCACGUCGAAGUAGCCAGCCAAAGAGGGAGUAGUCCACCACUUUGUUUUGUCGACCAAAGCUUUUGGACUUAGCUACUAACACUAAUAUUAACCUUAUAUUAUCUAGUUUACUAGUUGCUGUAGACUAUUAUCAAAAAACUAGAUCGACAAUGUCAUUGGCAGACGAUGUCGGAUGGACAUGGUCCGCAGAUGAGACAAAGGCGCUGAUCUCGGUAUGGUCAGACGAGCAGAUUCUUCUGAAGAUGGAGCAAACGUACAGAAACAAACAUGUUUACAGCGAAAUUUCGGAGCGGCUAAAAGACAUUGGUGUCAAACGGACGUGGAAGCAGUGCCAAAACAAGAUUAAGGCCUUGAAGUGGAGAUACAGAGAAACACUGAGAAACCCAAGCAGUAGCCGACCGUGUCCGUUCUUUUCUGAACUGCACGAAUUUCUCGCCGCCAUGCCUGACAUGCCUGAGUCCAAGGAAACUGACGAGGAGGAAGAUAAUGGUCUUCCUCUUCCUCUGUCGUCUCUGCGCCUUUUGGUUCCUCCACUGCGGCUGGUGUCGGCAGCUCUAUGGCAAGUUGUUCAGCGGAGAGACACAAUGGACUACGGGUUGGUGGAGGAGUUUGCCACCACUGUGUUGGAGAUGAUUCCUGAUCUGAUGAGUUACAGAGAGAAAGUCCAACUCAUCAUGGGGCUGCGAGCGCAGCUGGUUCUGGAGUUGUGUCGCUCUGAUUGUUCAGCCGACCCGGAGACCAUCCAGCCACACCUGAGCAGGAUGAGGACCUGCAUCAUCACUCAUAGAGAAAAGGAGAUAGAUACAGAGGUGGAGGCAUCGGAAUCAAACUUCUUGGAACUCGUCCAAACUCUUCUAGAUGACCCAAUUGAGAGGGAACACUUCUUCCAGGAUGUUUUUCCAGAAGAAUUUGGGUCCAGUUAUGAUGCAGCACUGCAGACUCUGAUGUGGGAGUUCCUCAUCAGGCUGGAGAAGUUGCUUCCAACGCCAACCUUUCAACAGACUGUAUCAUGGCUCAGACCUGCCCCCUCUGUGCUGAAGGAGUGUGCACAUUCUGUGACUCAACCUCAGCCUUUGAAGACUCUUCUCCAGCACAACAGAUGCCAUGGCCAUUUGUUCACUAAUGCUCCGUCAUCUGGUGCCGACGAUCGUAUCCUCUCUUCACUGUCUCACUCGCUCUCAGAGAGGAUAGAAAUGGACAUUGAUGAAGCACGCUCGCAUAGCCAGUCUUUAUCCACGUGUGCAUCCAGAAAGGAAAGGGACACUUUGAUAGAGCACGAUAAUGUAGAGAAGGAGCUAGGGAUGAGUUUGGACACGGUUAAGAAGGCAGUGGAAAUGGUGGAUGGAAGAACAGAGGAAUGGGGAGAGAACGACUAUGAGGAGAGACUGCGACAUGACUUGGCUUAUGAUGUUUUAAAGGUAGAGAUUGUAGACGGAGAAGACAUGUCCUCAACAUCAUCGAUGACCGCAGAUGACGUUGGAUGGACCUGCUGGACACCCGAGGAGACAAAGUCACUUAUCUCUAUAUGGUCGGAUGAACAGAUUCUUCAUAAGAUGGAGCAAAGCUAUAGAAAAAAACAUGUUUACAGUGAAAUUUCAGAGUGUCUAAAGGAGCUUGGUAUCAAAAAGACAACCAAGCAGUGCCACAAUAAGAUAAAAGCCUUGAAGUGGCGCUACAGAGAAACACUGAGGAACCCAAGUAGCCGACCGUGUCCGUUCUUUUCUAAACUGCACAAUUUUCUUGCCGCGGUGCCUGAUUUACCGGAUUCCAAGGAAACUGGCAAGGUUUCAGAUGGAGGAGUUAUGUCUUUGGAUCGGGAUAAAGGGCCUUCUUUGACUGUCGAGUUGGCGCCUCAACGGGAGAAAAUGGUUUCCAGGAAAGUGAAAUGCAAGACACUCCCCGGAGAGCAAGCCAACGAGAAAAAAGAGGAUGAAAAAUGUUGCAUCCCUCAAAGUGACAGCAAGAUGAAAAGCCCCUCCAAAAAACAUUGUCGCAAACAGAUGGUUGAAGACGUGUCUUCGACAACCUCGGCAGACAAUGACACACGGACCUGGACCCUGGAGGGGACGAAAGCACUGAUCUCCGUGUGGUCAAACAAACAGGUUCUUCAGAUGAUGGAGCAAAGUUACCGGAAAAAACAUGCGUACAGUGAAGUUUCCGAGCGGCUAAAGGUCAUUGGCAUCAAAAGGACGUGGAAGCAGUGCCAAUCAAAGAUGAAGCACAUGAAGCACAGCUACAGACAAGCACUGAGGAACCCAAGCAGUAGUGGCCGAGCGACCUGUCCAUUCUUUUCUGAACUGCACACAUUUCUCGCCAACAUGCCUGAUAUGCCUGAUUCCAAGGGAACUGGCAAGGUUUCAGAUGGCGAAGUUGUAUCUUCGGAUCAGGAUGAAGGGCCUUCUGUGGAGUUGGAGCAUCUACACGGGAAAGGGGCUUCUAGAAAAGUUAAAGUCAAGGCACUCCCCGGAGAGCAAACAGAAGAGAGAAAUGGGGAUGAAUGUGACGGCAGAAUGAAUAUUGGAAGGAAACAACAGGUGGUUGAAGACGUGUCUGAUUUAGAACUUCAGCCCGUAGUGCUGCUGACCCAACUUGAUGACAACAGUCUCAUGACAGUCGGUGCUCCAGGUCCUGUUUCCCAUAACACAGAGCAGUCUCCUAAAAGAAGCAAGCGUGCCAAAAUUUGCUCCUUAUGUGGGAAGAGUUUUGUUGAAGCGAAGGAUUUGACAACACACAUGCGAACUCACACCGAGCAGAGCCCUCACCAGUGCACCCAGUGUGGGGAAGGCUUUGACCACCAGGACGACUUCCAAAAACAUCAGCAGAAUGAGUGUGAGGAGAUGACGAAACGACAGGAGGUCAAUGAGCGCCAGCAUGGAAAGAAUGACAGGAUAUCGGGACAGUCCAGUAAUGCAAGUAGUGAUCCUAAAACGUGCCACCUAUGCCAUAAGACUUUUGAGUUUCAAUAUAUGUUGAGAAGUCAUCUUAUUAUAUUUCACAAAGGCAAAAGAUGUUUUAAGUGUCCUCUUUGUCUGAAGGGUUUUGCCUUCCUCCGUGAUUUGAAGAAACACCAGAGUAACAAAAGAGGUUGUCCUACAAGUGAGUCCGUCAAAAAAAGGAAGGAGCUGAGACCAAAAAGCCCUCCUGCUCGCAUCAUUCCAGAACUUUCCUCAAACGCAAAUUAUUCCAAAACGUGCCCUGUAUGCCAUGCAACGUUUUCACAAACGUCUAGUUUGAAAAGCCACUUUCUUCGCCAUCACGCCCCAGACAAAAGCCGCUUUAAGUGUCCCAGUGCUUCGAUGGCUUUUGUAUCCCACAGUCAAAGGAAGAGACACCAGCAGAGCAAAAGAGGUUGUCGGUUAGAGAGAGUUUACAAACAUGCGACUAAGCCAGCAUGGUCACUGGCUCCAAGGGAAAAUAAAAAUGACAUUCCUCAGCCUUCCAGUACAGCAACCCAGGAACCACCAAUCUCUCAAGCCCCCACCACUACAGCACAGUCCUCUAAUAAAAAGACAAUUCCUAAAGCAUGUCCUCUGUGCCAGAAGACUUUUAAAUUUGAAGCUACAAUGGUAAGGCACAUUGCUUCACACCAAAAGGAAAGUCUCAACAAGUGCCCUGACAUCUUGAAGUGCACCUUUUGUGACGAGAUCUUUUCUCAGGGCAUGGACCUGAAGAGCCACUACAGUCGUACUCAUCAAUUUACGGGACCGUUCCCCUGUCCUUCUUGUCAGAAGACUUUUGUUUCGUUAACUGAGCUGCGCUUACAUCAGAGAAAUGAGUCCACUCCUUACCAGUGCUCAGUGUGCCAGCGAUUAUUCCGAACACAGUAUACCCUGACUAUUCACGAGCGAAUUCACACAGGGGAGAAACCAUUCCUCUGCGCUGAGUGUGGAAAGGGUUUCCGGAGUGAAAAACUACUGCAAUCACACUCUAAGAGUCAUGUCGAGGGAAAACCCCACGCUUGCUCCACUUGUGGGAAAAGGUUCCAGAGAAAAGAGCUAUUGAAACAACACAUGUUGCAUCACACAGAUGCUGCUUUCAUCUGCCCAGACUGUGGGAAGAAGUUUUUUCAGUUGGUAUGGUUAAGAAGGCAUAUGUUAAUGCACACUGGCGAGAGACCGUUCCUCUGUGACCUCUGUGGAAAGGGUUUCAAAUCUACGGCUGAAUUGAGGAUUCACACCCGGACACACACUGGAGAACGGCCAUUCAAGUGUCCAGAAUGUGGCAAAGGUUGUAGGCAGAAGAGUGAGCUGCAGGAGCAUCUGCGGAGGCACACAGGGGAGCGGCCGUAUCCGUGCACAGUGUGCGAUAAACGCUUUUAUGUCAGCAAAGAUAGAAAACGACAUAUGCUCAUACAUACUGGAGAGAAGCCGUUCAAAUGUCAAGCAUGUGGCAUGGCUUUCAACCGUAAAGCACUUUUGAGGGUACACCAAAAAAACAAGUCGUGUUUAUAUAGCCACACAAGUCCCCUACAUUACACUCCCCUACAUUACACGUCAUUGUAAUGUUGGGGAUUUGUGUGGCGUGAUCAGUGUUGGGAUUCAUUACUUAGAAAAGUAAUCUAUUGUUAGGUUUAAGAAAAUUAAUCUUGUCAAGUUACAGUAUGGUUGCAUGGAAAGUAGUAUAUUACAUAUCACUUGUUGCAAUUGUUGUUUUUCUUCUCCGCUGGUCAUUCAGCACCAUGGAGCUCCACUAUAGGCCUACCUGUAUCAGAUGAGCAAAGCCACCCCUAAGGCGCUAUCCAAGGUGCUGAAUCCUUCAUUCACAAUUACAAUUGAUAGUCUGAUACCCAUCGGAUUUGUGAAUUUAAUCUGAUCUUUAGACUGCAUCUGUUGUUUGUUAUUAUUAUUAUUAUUAUUAUUAUAUGUGUGAAAUUAUUUUCAAUAUAGUUUAGGUGUAGUUUCGAUUGGCCGUUAGUCAACUGUCGGGUGACGGAAAGGCAGCGUGGGAAAAAAGAAAUACAUGUCCUCCUAAAAGUGCUUAGAACACACUCUUGAUUGUUAUAUCGAAAAUUCUAACGUCAGUCAGUGUGUUAAAUAGACAUUCAGGAAAAGUCGAGGACAGAGGAGGUAUGACUUUAUUACAGUGCAUUUUGUGUAGGGUUCAUAUGACAAGGUUUGCAUUCACGUUCAGCAGGUUAAUGCGCCGGUUAUUUGAAGUCAUCCUUGUUGUCACUUGACAGCCUUUAUUUAGUGGCUUUAAUGUACAUUUCGUUUCGUAAAGCUGCCUAAAUGUUUAUGGCCAAUAGGCCUAUUCCUUUGUAUAUUAAAAUAGAAUGUUUGUUGUGAUCAAACAUUGGAUUUAUCAGACAUUUUGAUUGUUUACAUGGACAUUUUGUAAGAACACUUGGAAAUAUUGUUUAGGCAUGUGCAUCUUUUGUUUAUUAUCAUAAUGCCUAUAGAUUUCUCCUCUUUCACGCAUUUCUGGAACUUAGGCUUCCAGCUUUUGUGCCUUUCUGCAUGACCUCCAGAUGCUAUUUCAGAUUUGAUGUGGUGUUUCUGGAUGAAGAGAUCAAUGCUUGCUGCCUGUGCAGAGUUUGCAUCUGACUAAAACGUUGUCCUCUUUCUCUUCGAUUAAGUAAAAGUAAUGGGAGUAUUUCCACAAGGAAAAGGAUAAGUAGGGUAACAACACAGCUGCCAUCUAUCUAUCUUAUCUAAUAUAUAUAUAUAUAUAUCUGUGUUUAUUUUCAGCAAAUUAACAUGUGUAAAUAUUUGUAUGAACAUAAGAUUCAAAAACUGAGACAUAAACGGAACAAUUUCCACAGACAUGUGACUAACAGAAAUGGAAUAAUGUGUCCCUGAACAAAGGGGGUCCAAAUCAAAAGUAACAGUCACUAUCUGGUGUGGCUAUUAGCUGCAUUAAGUACGGCAGUGCAUGUCCUCAUGGACUGCACCAGAUUUGCGAGUUCUUGCUGUGAGAUGUUACCACACUCUUCCACCAAAGCACCUGCAAGUUCCCGGACAUUUCCGGGGGGGUCCCAGACGUGCUCAAUGGGAUUG
Messenger RNA from Oncorhynchus tshawytscha (Chinook salmon), 6274 nucleotides. RefSeq lists its product as uncharacterized. The transcript has 8 exons. NCBI's taxonomy places the organism in Eukaryota, Metazoa, Chordata, Actinopteri, Salmoniformes, Salmonidae. The record is from RefSeq and is a predicted model, not a curated record. The coding region runs from base 428 to 4780 and encodes 1450 amino acids.